CCUAACCUAGACGUGACCAGCACUGCCCCUGAGCAUUUCUCCAACACCCAAACCUCAUUGCAGAGUGGUAUUAUUUAUCUGAACUAUUAUACCACAGUGAAAUUAUGAGCAAAAUCAUCAGUAACGACUUAAAAGUGUUGGGUAAAAAUUACGACCAACUCGAAUGUGUUUUGGAUAUAUUAAGUUCUUUAUCGUGUUAAGUGUUCAUGUUGAGGAGCUGCUUUUGGAUAGGGACUCAGUGUGGUUAAUAGGUUAUCGUGUAGUGUGUGGUACAGGUGGUGGUGGUGGUUAACGAAGUGAAUAAACGACCCGUAGAAAAGUGAUCCCGACAAGAUUGAUAUUCGUCCCCAGACCCGGUCUCCGCCUCCGUCGCCAUGAAGGAGAGACUGGGGCCGAGUAGCCGCCUGGUGGUGGUGGUGGCGGUGCUGGUGGUAGUAAUGCCUUGGGGAGCGGCUGCCUUCUGGGGUGGUUCUGUGGAGACACCCUGUCCUGAGCAGCGCACUUAUCCCUCCGUCCCCAGUGACGUGUACAUCACAGGUCUGGUGGGCGUGCACGGGGGUGGGCGGUGUGGCUUGGUGAACCCCGCUGGCGUGCAGGUGAUGGAGGCUGCUCGCUGGACAGCUCUCAAGAUGGCCCAGACGGCCUUCAUUCCCGGCGUCACACUCGGAGUGAAUAUUUACGACACAUGUGGAGGCCCGGAGGCAGCGCUGAGGGCGGCUGUGACCUCAGUGGUGGAGGGCGGCUACCUCAACCACCCAAGCUGCCGGGAGGCGCCUCACGUGGGUGUCCUGCAUACACACCCUCACCACACGCAGCUCUCCUCCUUCCUCCAGGAUGUGGGUGUUUCCUCCGUCAGCGUGGGGGCCGAGAACUUGGAGCCCCAGCUAGAGGCUCUCAUGCCACUCCUGGUCAGACUAAACUGGACUUCCGUGGUCGUCGCCGCUCCUUCCUUCCAGGUGCUGCAACAGUUCGGUCACCUGGCUGCUAGCUUCCGUGUCUGUGUGGGAGCUGAAGCCAUCCUACCUCACACCACCAGUGACCAGAAGGCGUACCACUCACUACUGGAGGUGCUGAAGACGGGCGAGACUGGAGGAGUGGUGCUCAUUGGACCUCAGGAUCGCCUUCAUGCUACCCUCACUGCCGCUGCCGCCCACAACUACACCGACUUCCACUGGGUUCUCGCUCCCACCGGACCCAUCCAGGAGGAGCUCUUCCAGGGGCUCAACUCAGUAGCAUCUGGGCUCCUGGCGUUGAGGAGAGCGAGCCAGACCGUGCCAGAGUUUGGUGAGCACUUCCUGACUGUGGCCUCCUCAGACACUACUCUGUACCCGGACUUCACCCCAGACAACUACGUAGAGGAACCCGCCGUGUACCAGAUAGUGGAGGCGGUGUUCCAGAUGGGUACGUGUGUUCGUCGGGCGGUGCUGGGGGCGUGUGGAGAGGAGGGAGGAUGGUGCAGCAAUGCGAGCUCAGUACAGUUCACGGACCACCACACAGCCGACGACGGCCUCGACGUGAUAGAGGCUCUAUCCAUCAAGGCACAGAGGCCGCGCUACCAGGUGCUGCGUCUGACCCCUACUGACGGCGCUGACAGGCUGACACUUACCAAGGUCGGGUACUUUUCUGAGGGUGUGCUGGACCUCGACAACAGUGUGUUGGAGGGCCCGGAGCGACCCCCUCAACACCCUUGCCUCUCUUGCCGCUGUCUCAACGUGCGCUUCGCCUUCCUGGCCGAUCUCAGGUGGCGUACUGAGUCCUGGGUAACCAUCUGCGCCACCAUGGCCAUCAUUGGCUUCCUCCUGGCCACCUCCAUAGCCAUCUUCAUCGCGAUCCGUUCCUGCCGAGGAAAAGCACCGGAGGGUUCUCAAGGAUUCUCUCUUUUGCUGUUGAUGGCCUGCAUCUUGCUGUAUGUAGCCAUCCUGCCAUACAGCUUCGAAGCGAGCGCUCUGACCUGCAGCCUGCGUCCCUUCGCCACCAGUCUAGCCUACGCUCUUGUCUUCUCCAUUAUGUUGUCCCGGUCACUCAUGUUGGCUACGUCUGACACAGACGGCCUGGUUGGUCACGUGAGCGGCCUCGUCCAGACGGCGUUGUUUUUCUUCAUGAUAAGUGUGCAGGCAGGCCUCGGGGUGCAGCAGUGGGUGAUGUGCUCCCCACACUCCUUCUCCCAGACGCCACCUACAGGAGGAGUGUUAUACAGUUGUUCUGGCGAGCGUCUGCACUUCAUCAUUGCUCAGUCCUACAUCAUGUUCCUGCUCACCAUGCAGCUCUUCAUAUCUCCAUUCAUCAUUCGUUCCCGCCGUAACUACCACGAAGGUUUGCUCUUCUUCAUAGCCACAUUACUGAUCACCAGUGUGUGGGUUGCGUGGGCCACACUGUACUUGCUCUUACCGCCCGAAUGGAGUGAGGCCUGUGUGUGUCUGGGUCUGGCUGCUACUCCUACCGUCAUCUUGUUGACUAUUUUUGUACCCAAGACGUACCUGAUGGUGCGAGCAGCGGCACGAGACUCCAUCUGCAUGGCCCCAAUGAGGCCACUGUCACGCCCACAGUCCACUCACGACCUGGCGCGGGUCUCUUCUCUCGCCCUGUACGACUCCAUCGGUCACCUGCCGGAGAUGAUGCACGCUCCCUCCCACGCCUACACUCCCGACCCCACUGUGCACCUGGGGCACAAAGAGAGCCCCUACGAGGCCUACUCCCACUACCAACCUUCACCACACAAAAUCACGCAGUUUUAACUAACAGUGACUUAAUGUUUCCUGGUACACAGACGAGGUGUGAGUAUUCAUGCCUCGUGACGCCACCCUCAGGUCUCCCUCAACCCGCUGCCAGGUAGCUGCUGAUUAUCGGCCUUUAAAAAUGGCAAUGUCUAUAGUAGUGUUUUAUAAGUCAAAAUGUUAUGGAUUCAUUUACUGCAAUAAA
This is a messenger RNA of Homarus americanus (American lobster), 2919 nucleotides long. RefSeq lists its product as uncharacterized. The record is from RefSeq and is a predicted model, not a curated record. Lineage: Eukaryota; Metazoa; Arthropoda; Malacostraca; Decapoda; Nephropidae. Gene Ontology annotation, cellular component: membrane. Gene Ontology annotation, molecular function: sevenless binding; adenylate cyclase inhibiting G protein-coupled glutamate receptor activity. The transcript is spliced from 12 exons. Gene Ontology annotation, biological process: visual perception; G protein-coupled receptor signaling pathway. The coding region runs from base 375 to 2735 and encodes 786 amino acids.